Messenger RNA from Olea europaea var. sylvestris, 1627 nucleotides. RefSeq names its product E3 ubiquitin-protein ligase At3g02290-like. Gene Ontology annotation, molecular function: ubiquitin-protein transferase activity. Lineage: Eukaryota; Viridiplantae; Streptophyta; Magnoliopsida; Lamiales; Oleaceae. Bases 497 to 1258 code for a protein of 253 amino acids. The transcript is spliced from 5 exons. The record is from RefSeq and is a predicted model, not a curated record.
AUAUAAUUCUAGUUUUUUCUAUAUUUUACAGAAAUAGAUACUGAAGCACCCAACCUCGAAUUUUUUGGCUUCUGACUCUCCAGAAUCAUCUAUCUCCGUGCGAGUGUCUUAUGGUGGUUUCUUAAAGAAAAGGUUGGGAUAAAGCCUUUUCAUUCAGAUGGAUAAGUAAUCUUCUUUCGAUGAUGAAAUGAGGCAACACCCUCCCUGUUUCCCGGUAGAACCAUAUUUCACCCAAAUUUUUUCAGAUACGGAAAAGGAGCAGUCUACUUGAAGUCAAUAUAAGAAAGGGCAUUUCAGGUUCGUCGGGGUGCUGGUUUUGGAUGCUACUUCAACUUCUGCAAGCUUGGGGUCAUCACUUAUUUUCGUAAAGUUAUAUUUGCUGAAGAAUUUUAUUUUUGACUCUCUCUGUAAUCAUUAUCUGCAAUUAUUGAGGAUACUUAAAAGGAGAAGGAGGUUUGAGGGAUUUAAGUAGGUUGGUGCUAGUGAUCAUCGGAUCAUGGAUACUGUUUGUUGCUGUUUGAGGGGUGGAUUUGAAGAUUUUGUUCAUUCGAACAGCUCAAUCUGUGCGAACUUUAUUUGCAUUCGUUGCUUCGUUCAGAAUUUCUUACAUUUGGUAUGCUUUAAAUUAUUUACUGUCUAUUUAAGUUUUUUGAUUGAAUUUGAUAAAUUCAGUUUUGAGCUGUGGGAACCUCCAGUGCCAAAGUCACUGAAUGGGGAAGAAGAACAGGAAAUCGCUUUGUCCACUCAGGGUACAUCUUUAAGUUCUGCAGCAUCACUUGAUAAUUCUCUAGUAGACAUGUACCAUGCUCCUCCAAGACCUCUGCCUUACGAUGCAGAUCCAAGAUAUCUUCACUUGCAGCGGGAUGGAAUGAUCUCUGGACGUGAGAAAGGCUCCAGUCAGUCACGUGAGGAAACUGAACCACUGAGGAGAAGUGAAAUCGAUGAAGAUUCAGAAUCUUUGAGCAGCACAAACAAAUUGAAAGAGUUUACAUGUGAAGUAGGACCAAAAGAAUGCGAUUUGAAAUCAAAACGAAGAAUCUCAAUAACUAAAACAACGAGAGGAUUUGCUCAUAUUAACACUUCUUCAGAGGAUGAAGAUGUCUGUCCCACAUGUCUUGAAGAGUAUAGUACAGAAAAUCCAAAGAUAAUUACGGAAUGCUCUCACCAUUUCCAUCUUGGUUGUAUAUAUGAGUGGAUGGAAAGAAGUGAUAACUGUCCAGUUUGUGGCAAGGUGAUGGCAUUCAAUGAGACGACAUGAUAUUUCUGAGAAGUAUAAUCGUGGAUGAAACCAACAUCAAACAGAAAGGGAAACAAAGAACACGAAUCAAACACGUAAAGUAAAUGUGAAUAUUGUAUUCCAAUAUCUUAUAUUAUGACAUCACUCGAGCAUAGUGUUGUCCCAGUAAUCAGUACAUUAUAAUUUCUUUCGACGACUUGCUUUUUCUGUAUACUAUUUUUCACACCGAGAAAUUUUGCUCACACCUCUUGAUGAGGUGCUAUCUUGUAUAUACCUUUUCAUUCUUCCACCAGUGAAUUUUCUUUUACGAUAAGAUGAAUUCACAGUAUGUUGAUUGUUUGACUGAUUUUAUACCGGAAGGUGAAUAUAUUGGGCAUUGUAGUUAAAUUU